CUCUCCUGAUCAUGCAUUCACUCCCCCCCCCGUCUCUCUGAGAUGAGAUGAUCUAGGGCAAUGACCCUUUGCGCUCGUCGGAACCCCACUCCCGCAAUGGCGCGCCUCUCCUUCGCCAAGGGCGACGAGGUGGAGAUCCUCCGCAGCUGCUCCGACCCCGAGCUCCGCGACGCCUUCUACCCCGCCACCGUGCUCCGGUCCCCGGCCAGGGCCAAGGAGCUCAUCUUCGUCGAGUACCUCACGCUGCCGCGCGGGAGCAGCGGCGGCGGCGGCGGGGGCCGCCCGGAGCGGCUGAGGGAGUACGUGGGCUUGGCCCGGGCGAGGCCCGCCCCGCCGCGGGAGCUGCACGAGCGUUUCCGGGUAGGGGACGAGGUGGACGCUUAUAGAGAGAACGGGUGGCAUUUCGGCAGAAUCGUGGAGAUUCGCGAGGACUCCAAGUAUUUGGUCGCGGUGGGAGGUGGGAGGGAGGAGGUGGAGUUUGGACAGUGGGAGUUGAGGCGUCAUCGUGAGUGGAGCGGUGAUGGGGUGUGGAGCCCCCUCUUCGUUGGCGAUCAAAAGCAGUUCUUGAAAAUUGACUUGCAGGAGAAAUCAUCUACGAUGGAGUUAAAAUCUUGCAACAUAAAAUUCAAGAUAAGACUCAAUAAAAGGACAUCAUUGGCACCCCCCGAGUUUGGAAAGGGUAAAGUCGUAGAGGUCAGCAGUGACGAAAAAGGUUAUGAGGGUUCUUGGUUUUCCGCAGUUAUCGUCAACUAUAUAGGACAUGACAAGUAUCUGGUCGAAUACCUAACCUUGAAAGCAGACGAUGAAACUGAACCUUUGAGGGAAGAAGCAUAUUCACGGUACAUCAGGCCCUUCCCUCCUCAUCUUCCAGCCAGUUGUUUCAAGCGGCUUGACAAAGUUGAUGCUUGGUACAAUGAUGGAUGGUGGGUCGGUGUAAUUUCCAAAGUCCUAAAAGGCUCUCAGUAUAUUGUCUACUUCAGCACAUCCCAUGAAGAACUAAUUUUUGAUAAGUCUAAUCUGAGGCUUCACAAGGACUGGAUUGAUGGCAAGUGGGUCAUUGCUUCCCGGGAUAACUCUACUGAGGUGGCACUGCAAAUGGCAAGUUUAAGAGGUAACACGGAGUAUGGCAAACCGAAUGUAAAAGUGAAAUUCAGUAAGGGAAUGAAAGUGGAGGUGAGGAGUGAUGAAGAUGGUUAUCGGGGCUCUUGGUACACUGCAGUGAUCGAUGAUACGAUUGGAGACAAGUUUUUGGUUGAGUAUCAGACUUUGAAAACUGAUGAUGAAACCAAAUUCCUUAAAGAAGUAGCGGAGAGUUCACAUAUAAGGCCUUUUCCCCCUGACAUUGAACGUGUACAUACUUUUGCACAGCACGAAAUGGUUGAUGCUUGGUAUAAUGAUGGCUGGUGGGUAGGUCAUAUAUCCCGAAUUCUUGGGGGCUUGAAGUACAAAGUCUACUUUAUAACAUCAAGUGAGGAGUUGGAAUUUGAACAUCUAGAUCUUAGGCCUCAUCAAGAAUGGAUUGGUGGUCGAUGGGUUAUCACUUCCAAGGGUCAUAGAUCUGUUUGAAGCAGUUAACCGUGCAGUAACUUUUGGCCUCUGCUUCAAUUGUAAGUUUACUCCUGACUUGUUACUUGGUCCAACAUGAUGCUGUUGUCCACAUCUUGCAAUGGCCGACCCCUAUCGUUCGUUUCUUCUGUUCUCAGAUCCUGUUUUGAAGGUGUCGGACUGAUCCGUUGAUUUACGUAUAGGCUCCUAGCUCACUAUGGAUGGUGAAUAUGUCUAGUUCUUGUAAAAAGUUCUGCAUGGCUGCAACUUGAUCCUCUGAACCCGGCUGGUUUCUCAGGCAGUUGGCGGUCAAUGUGCCAGAUUCGUAAGAGCUUGUGAACUGCAGUUAGCUAUGUGUUAUAUUUGGUGA
This is a messenger RNA of Rhodamnia argentea, 1915 nucleotides long. Its product is annotated as protein AGENET DOMAIN (AGD)-CONTAINING P1. The transcript is spliced from 4 exons. Lineage: Eukaryota; Viridiplantae; Streptophyta; Magnoliopsida; Myrtales; Myrtaceae. The record is from RefSeq and is a predicted model, not a curated record. The coding region runs from base 61 to 1566 and encodes 501 amino acids.